CAGCUUUCAUCUCAGAGGCAUCUAUCACCAUCGAUUCGUGUACAUGCAUUCUUGAAGCUUGGAGCGGCCUCAGCACCGAAUCAAAGGAAGAACAUGUACAGUAACAGAAGAAGAAACGUCAAUCAUCACCGUAGCUUCGAUGUACAGCAGGAUGUGAAUAUCAAUUGAAUAACAGUCGCUCUGGAUCUUGGCAAAGAUAUCAUGGAAGGAAUGAGUGGCACCAUCAUAAUUAUACUGAGGAGUAUGGAUGAUAUUUGCCUCCGAGGACGAGCUACAAGGAACACUAGUACUAGUGCAUCGAGAGACACGUUCUACCGCAACACGUCGAAUAAUACGGAUGAAGACCCACAUAAAAAUACGAGAUUUCUUGGCGAAGGACGACUGAAAGUCAGCAUGAUUCUUUCCAAGAUCCGCGUCCUAAUCAUGCUCCGCGUCCACCUCGAAAAGAGGUUCCACCUAUUUCUACCCAUCUUAAUGGAUCUUUCAUGUCUCUAGCUUCUCGUUUCUCGCCUCCGCCACCUUCACAUAUCCCAUCUUUACCGUCUGAGGAGUAUCCAGUAUUGCAGCUGAACCGUCUACGCCGACUUCUACUCCUCUUCGAAAAACGAUUAUCCUCGAUUUGAAUGGAACUUUUACUUUUACGAUUGCGAUCCAUUGGCUCAGUGUAUCCGCAUCCCUGCAUGCCAUCAUUUCAUCAUUUCCUUCUACACCCGGAAACGAGAAAAUAGUUGGAUGUAAUGACGUGGUCAAGUGCACAGGGGCAUAAUGAC
Molecule: messenger RNA, 770 nt
Organism: Fomitiporia mediterranea MF3/22
Lineage: Eukaryota; Fungi; Basidiomycota; Agaricomycetes; Hymenochaetales; Hymenochaetaceae
Exons: 1
Coding region: 202-495 (97 amino acids)
Source: RefSeq, a predicted model, not a curated record